AUUCAUCAUCAUGGAAGACACAGAAACCUCAGCUCGGGUCUGCAGUGGAUGCCAAAAGGACUCCCAGUCAUUAUCAACCCCAUUACGACGAUGUUCAAAAUGCAUGGUAGUAGUUUCAUACUGCUCCAGAGAGUGUCAGAAGAAGGACUGGAAGGAGCACAAGACUGUGUGUAUUAAGGCUUCUGAUACCGAACCCUCGCAAGCAUCGAACCAAACGCAUCAAAUAUCUGCGAGCCCAAGUGCUGCCAGCACAAACGCAAAUACCUCCUCUUCUAACACUCCACCCUCUACAGAAUACCCUCCAAACCUCGAACCGCUGGCCUUCCCAACUCUCUUCCCGUAUGGAAGAGGUCAUUGGGGUGGUGUGAUGCCGCUCGACGACUAUAUCAGACUCCGUCUUCGAGAACCACGCUUCGUUCGUCAUGGUAUUUGGAUGGCUUGGAUGAUGUCACGGACCGAGAAUCUGGAUGUCAAAGCAGCUAUCACUGCCGCGUCUGGAGGUUGUGUUGUGGAAAACAUUGAAGGCGUGGUGGUACGGUCUGAAUAUUAGCUGGAUAGGAGGGACUGGGGACUGAAGGAGCAUACCUACGUGGAACCGAUGGGCUGAUAGUCACUCGCAAG
Messenger RNA from Mollisia scopiformis, 621 nucleotides. RefSeq lists its product as uncharacterized. Bases 11 to 550 code for a protein of 179 amino acids. Lineage: Eukaryota; Fungi; Ascomycota; Leotiomycetes; Helotiales; Mollisiaceae. The transcript has a single exon. The record is from RefSeq and is a predicted model, not a curated record.